AUGUCUUUAGAAAGAUUUGAAUUCGACCGCAGGAGUAUCGGUGCCUGGAUCAAGUAUGAACUUGACGAUCCGAGAGGAUACGGUUCUGAAUGCUUUAUGAAGCUCGACCAGAACAUCUUCCCAUUCUACGACUUCACUGUGGAAGAACCCACAGGAACUCCAAUCUUUAAACCCCGUCAAGGAUGCCUCAUUCGAGUCACACCGCUAUCUGCGGCAGCAUAUCUGGGAGAUGAGGAUGCUGUCAGGCGUCUGUCUCAAUUCCCUGAUCCUCAUGAAGCCAAUGAGUUGAUUAGUCCCCUAGCUCUUGCUUAUCUUCAAGGCCACUCUCGGGCUAUUGAACUUCUUGCUGAGAGGGACGAAACCCGAAAUACCUUGAAUACGGCGCAUAUAGCUGCGAGAACGGGUCAGAGCCAUUAUAUUCGCUAUCUCUAUCGGAAAUUUCAUUCUUUGCAGGGCGCCUGCGAUGUGCAUUCGAUCCCACCUGCCGUCCAUGCCCUCUAUCUACAUAACGAUGAACAGAUCAAAGAGGUUCUCUCAGCGCUUAUUUAUCUGGAUGAGGAUGCGUUAGAUACUGUGGGCAUAUGGCAGCAUCAUUGGACAUGUGCUGAUCUUGCCAGGGCGAUGGGGAAAAGCGGUGAUCUGGUGGAUUGGCUGGAAGACAAAUGCCGGUCUAUUACGAGCUAA
Molecule: messenger RNA, 684 nt
Organism: Fusarium coffeatum
Lineage: Eukaryota; Fungi; Ascomycota; Sordariomycetes; Hypocreales; Nectriaceae
Exons: 1
Coding region: 1-684 (227 amino acids)
Source: RefSeq, a predicted model, not a curated record